Clarias gariepinus (North African catfish) is the source of this 3533-nucleotide messenger RNA. Its product is annotated as plexin-B2-like. Gene Ontology annotation, biological process: negative regulation of cell adhesion; regulation of GTPase activity; regulation of cell shape. The record is from RefSeq and is a predicted model, not a curated record. Gene Ontology annotation, cellular component: semaphorin receptor complex. Gene Ontology annotation, molecular function: semaphorin receptor activity; protein binding. The coding region runs from base 540 to 2132 and encodes 530 amino acids. The transcript has 6 exons. NCBI's taxonomy places the organism in Eukaryota, Metazoa, Chordata, Actinopteri, Siluriformes, Clariidae.
UUGCAUUUCGCGUUUUGUGUUUGUCACCCGCCACACGAACGACCCUCUCGGUCCUCGGCAGCCUAUCAGAGCAGCGGUGCUCGGGGGGGAGGCGAGUUUUCCUGCCCUCCUGUUUCUCCUGAGCGGCUCUCAGGGGCGAAGCUGCAGCUACACGAAAACCAGUUUGUGGAGAGAGAGAGAGAGAGAGAGAGAGAGAGCGGUUUGUUAGCUGCUGGCUUCUCAGGUGCGUUGCACAUCCGCGUCAUUUCUGCUUACCUGUAAAAACAAGAGGUCACGUGAUCUCGAGGAAAAAAUGGGUGGGAGAAAAAAAAAACCUUUGCACUUCGGCAUUGAGAGAGAGAGAGAGACAGAGACUGAGUGAGUCCUCGGAUUUACAGCUCCGGAGUGGUGUAGCGUCUCUCUUGUCUCUUUUUUCCUGGCGCAAAAAAAGGACAUUUUUGUUUCCUGAUCAAAAGGAAUUCAAAGGAUACAAUGAAGAAGUUGCUUUGAGCCCAGGCUCGCGCUACAGUGUUCCUCAACACCGACCCAACUUCAAAGAAAUGGAGUGGUGGCGUGUGGCAGCGCUCCUGGUGCUUCUGUGUGUUUGCCGCUCUGACUGCGAUCAGCCCCGUGCCCAGUUUUCCUCCCUAACCACGAUCAGCACAGUAGUCCAGGACCCCCGGACAGGCCGGAUCUACCUGGGCGCCGUCGACGCCAUCCAUCAGCUGGACGCUAAUCUACAGAAGGAGAGUACAGCUCAGACGGGACCCAAAAAAGACAGCCCGAACUGCACUCCCCCCAUCACUGCCCAGUGUGUAGAGGCUGUGGAAACGCACAACGUCAAAAAGCUUCUGCUGGUGAAUCCGGCUCAGGGCACGCUGGUUUCGUGUGGCAGUGUCUUUCGCGGCAUCUGCUCCCUGCUCAAUCUGAGUAACGUUGAGCAGCAAGUGUACUACAGUGACAGCAAGACGUAUGUGGUCACUCCAGACAAGUCAGUCUCAGUGGUGGGAGUGAUCUCAACCUUUAACCAGUACAGUUGGCAACCGAUAAAUUUGAGUGUUUUCCUAGUAGGUCAAGGCUAUGGCAGUGCAGAUAGUGUGAAGCUGGUCAGCACCCGUCUGUUGCAAGUGUACAAUGACAUGGACAUAUUUGAGAACAUCGUGGAGACCUCCACUGUGCAGGCAGGCCCAUACAUGCAGCGCUACCAGCAUGACUUUCGCUACGCUUUCAAGCACAAAUCCCAUGUCUUCUUUCUGUUCUCGCGAGCAAUGGGCGCCAACGAUAACCGUAAGGUCAGCUUUUUGGCUCGCCUCUGCGAUAACGACCAGGAAUACUAUUCCUACAUAGAGCUUCAGCUCAGCUGCAGCAAAGGCAAAGACAACGUCUACAACAAGGUGCAAGCAGCAUACUUGACCUCUCCAGGGUCGAUUCUCGCCCAAAACCUUAGCUCGAAUGGCUUGCCAGCAGAUGAUGAGGUGCUGUUUGCUCUGUUCAGCAAACCGGAUGGCCAGGACUCUGCCCUCUGCAUGUAUCCUAUGAGCAGCAUCAACCUCAGACUGCAGGAGGCCCUGAAGUCAUGUUAUAGAGGAGAAAACAUUGACACAAAGCCAAGAGCUGUCAUGUCUCCUUACACCACCAAAAACGUGGAGCUUUGUCUGCCCAAGAGAGAGGAGUUCACGGUAAACAAUUUCCCUUGUGGAGCCGAGUUCCUGCCGUCUCCGUUGGCCACUACACCCGAAUUUGCUUUGAGUGCCAGCGCCAUCUACACCAGGAAAAGCCUGCUGACGUCUGUGGCUGUGUCUGUGGUAAACAACAACACUGUGGCUUUCGUGGGCACCAACACAGGAGAAGUGCUUAAGAUUUAUCUGACCGAUCACGCUGACAUGUACGGCAAAUUUCCAGGAGAUAGUAGCGAUGGUCCAGUUAGCAAAUCUAUGUUCUUUGAUUCCACAAUGGAUCAUCUGUACAUCACCACUAUGAAGAAGAUCACGAAAGUUCCCGUGCAGGCGUGUGAACAAAAAAAAGACUUUCACUCGUGUAUGAGUCAGAGAGAUCCGUAUUGUGGCUGGUGUGUCCUCGAGGGCCGAUGCACCAGAAAAAAGGAAUGCCGCCAAGGAGAGGAGAGGGACGCAUGGCUGUGGAGCAGGGCAUAAGUAACUUUUUUUUUUUUUUUUUUUCUCACGGAUUUCCGGAGUCACUAGCCAUUUAGCCUUUUUGCUAGCCACAAUUUUGUUACCAGAAAAUCGCACUUUUUUCUUCACCAUGAAACGUUAAUGUUUGUUAUAUCUAGAUUUACUUAUAAAUGACAGCAUGCACUGAAUCACUAUAUUCACUAUAUUGUACACUAUAUAACACUAUAUUACUAGUAGUCAAGUAUUCGGUACUGUUGAGAUAGCUCCCAAUAUAAAAACAUGCACACAUGAACAGUGUAUUCUGUUUAUUAACCUUAAAUUCAAGCUUCUUACGACAUGAAAUUGAAAAAUAACAGAUUCAGUACAACUGAACUCAUUCUGAUAUUAAAAGUACAGCAACUCAGAACAUUUAUUUUCGUUUUAGUGUGUUCUGUACUAUUAUCAGGUAUUAUUAUUCAUUAUGUAUUAUUAUAUCAGAAUUCUGAGUUUCAAUCAAUUGAUAAAUUUUCUAUCAUUCAACAUGAAAUCUAAAUAGAUUUUAAUAGUGAUUACUUUUUUAUAUAUAAUCAGUAUAUAUAAGUAUAAUCACUUAUUAUUUAUAUAUAAUCAGUAAAUAACCUAUGCGAAAGGGGCAAACAUUCUCAUCCUGUUGAGAAGCAAUAGCCCUUUAAGGAAAUGAAUGUGUGUGUGUGUGUGUGCGCAUGCGCGCGCACAAUGCAUGUGUGAACAUGUGUAGAGAGAGGUAUUAAAUGUCCUCAUUACAUUCAUGCACGUUUUAUGCACGUAAUAUUACCUUGCAAUGCGUUUAUUAUAUCGGAUGACUUUAGGAAAAACUACAACAAAAUAUAUUGUCAUACUAAAGAAUAAACUACCCGCCAAAGUGGCUACUGAGACUAAAGUUAUUACCUGGCACAGCCGAAUUUUACCCGCAUUUGGCGGGUGGGCGGGUGCCAAUAUCAAGCCCUGCUGUGGAGCCCCAACCAGAAAUGUGCAGGCAUUCAGAGUUUCGAUCCUCCCAACCUCAGCUGCAAGAAGACCAACCAGGUCAGAUACGAUUAAUCUAUCUCUUAAUAAUUUGUAUUCAUGAGGCACUUCUGGGAAGCUCAAACCUCUCCUGGUACAGUGCAAAUGUUGAUUCCAUUGUUAGUUCUGUUAAGCUUAUUACAGGGCUUUGUUAGACUUUAGUCCUGAAUCUCUACAAAUAAAAAAAAAAGUCAAUUGUGUAUUAAUUGAAUUUAGAUUGAUUUUUUAUUCAAUCUCUUUCGUGCACAACGUAACAUGUAUUUAGUGUUUGUAUUUUGUUUGGUUUAGUCUUGGUAGAGCUGCCCAUGUCCUUGAAUGAACUUAAUGCAUGAGCUCUUACAUAUCAGGUCCACUUUAUUCACACCUCUAUUGAACUUAUCAUUUGACUUUGCCUUUUUU